AUGGACCGCUUCAAGCAGAUCGAUGCCAGCAACUCGUCCAUCGGUGCGCUCCUCUUCCACGACGAGGAAGUAGUCAGUCUGCAGGAUGGCAUCGGCCUCUACGAUGGCAAGGAGAAGGCUCUCCACCAGAGCAACGGAACCGUCUACCUCACCUCGCAUCGUCUUUUGUACGUCGACGACCUCGAGCCACAUCGCCACUCCUGCAGCCUCGAUCUGUCGUACGUCAAGCAGAGCGAGUACUACGCCGGCUUUCUCAAGAGCAGCCCCAAGAUCACCCUCACGCUCGCCAAGGUCGAGUCCACCGACGAUGACUCUAGUAGCGCCCUGCACCUAGAUACGAACAACGCGCACAGGACAUCGGCGCCGCGACGACCGAGCCCGCUGUCAUCCCAGGCUGACUUGCAACCGGCCAACACGACAACAGGCCGAGACUGGAGAGUCGGCGCAACGGCUGCAGACUCUUCAGCAGCCGCUGUCACGGGGCCGAACUGGGUCUGUGCCAUCUGCGGCUUCAGCAAUGCUGCCGGCCGCUCGUCGUGUGAGCUGUGCGGUGUCACAAAGGAGCCCGCCCGACCCACCCCAACAAGGACCCCCGUACCGGAACGCCCGCGCCCUUCGGAACGACUCUCAUUCUCUAAUGAUGGCAGAGACUCCCCCGCACCCAAUCCUUCCACCUCGUCCUCCGCAUCUGGAAUCACUACCGAACAAGGCGGCCUCGCCUGCGAUGUGUGCACCUUCCUCAACCACCCGUCCAUGGACAAAUGCGAGAUGUGCGGUUCCAGUCUCGGUAACAGCUGGCCAGAGCGUCCCUCCACCUCCUCCCUCUCUACCUCUCGAAAGAGCACCGAUGCUGAUGUCGCGUCACUCCGCGCCAGCUCGGCUCCAAGUAGAGCAUCCACGCCCGCAUCAAUCUCGCUACCGCCGCUCACCGACUCGGUCAAGCUCAGCUUCCGCAAAGGUGGCGAUAAAGCCUUCUACAGUCUGCUCAAGUCGACACUCAAGGGCAAAGCGUGGGCUGCGUCCAGUAGCACUGCGACGUCGUCUGCAAACGAUGCCAGGGCGGUGCGCGUCUCUGCGGGUAUGGUCGAUCUCGACGGCCGUUCAGCUGCGCUCAAGCGCGUCGGCAUCGACGGCAUCCUCUCUUCGGUCGACUCGACAAGCCGUGCGCAGAACGACGACAUGCACGGCGCGCUCAAGGACCUCGAAGCGCUCAUGCGCAAGGCCAAGCAGAUGGUAGAAUUCGCAGAGGCGCUCAAUGCCAAACUCACAAAGCAGGAGCAGGCCGCCGCGGCGGCUCAAGCGGCAGGUCGGCCCGAGGGGGCCGCCAAGCCCGAUCAGGAAGCCGCCACACUCAUUCGCUCCUCGCUCGUCCAGCUUGGCCUGCCAACACCGGCAGUCACUGCCGACAUGGCGCGAGACCAGGAGGAGUACCACCGUGAACUAGCGCGUGAGCUAGCCGGACUUCUUCUUGGCAAUCCGUCCGGAGGUCAGAGACAGGGCCUCAUGGGUGCGGGAAGGAUCGCAGCCAAAGGCAAGGGCAAGGAAAGUCUGCCCCGCGUGUCGGAAGACGAGCUCAAGGGCCGUGGGCUUUUGGGUCUCGACGAGGUGUGGUGCGUCUGGAACCGCGCACGUGGAGUCGCACUCAUCCCGCCACAAGCACUACGUUCAGCAGCCGCCUUCUUGCCAGACAUCACCUCGCCCUCGGUGCGCAUCAAGACGUUCAAGUCGGGCCUCUCGGUGCUCCAUACGCCCCGGUACAGCGACGAUGCGUUUGCAUCGCGCAUCUUGCAUCUGCUCGACGCUCUCGAGUGGGAGCACAGGAUGAAGCGCAUCGAACAGGCUCAAGCUCUCACCAUCUCGGACCGUAGAUCCGGUGCAGCGCCAAUCGCAGAUGCACCAGACGGCACAAAACCAGCACGACUGCAAGAAGAAGUUAGCUACGGCGAUAACCUCUCGCCGUGGGGCGCGGGCGCCUCGAUCCUCGAGAUUGCCGAGAAGGAGGACGUGCCCAUCCUGCUGAUUAACGAGAUGAUGGAGAUGAUCGAGGCACAGACGGGCAUGGUCGUGCGCGACGAUGGUGGGCCAAAUGGCACAAGGUGGUUCGUCAAUCACUUUGCCAGGCUGUAG
Messenger RNA from Moesziomyces antarcticus, 2127 nucleotides. Its product is annotated as vacuolar protein sorting-associated protein 36. The record is from RefSeq and is a predicted model, not a curated record. The coding region runs from base 1 to 2127 and encodes 708 amino acids. Gene Ontology annotation, cellular component: late endosome membrane; ESCRT II complex. NCBI's taxonomy places the organism in Eukaryota, Fungi, Basidiomycota, Ustilaginomycetes, Ustilaginales, Ustilaginaceae. Gene Ontology annotation, molecular function: ubiquitin binding; phosphatidylinositol-3-phosphate binding. Gene Ontology annotation, biological process: protein transport to vacuole involved in ubiquitin-dependent protein catabolic process via the multivesicular body sorting pathway. The transcript has a single exon.